CCCACCCACGCACCGCGCCGGUCCAGUCCGGGAGCACGCGCCGGCCGCGGUCGGCUGGGGUUUCAUGGUGCGAUGCGUCGGCAGUUCACCAUCGGUGCCAAUGUGGAUCGCGAAGGGCGCUUGUGCGGGGAUGUGAAGGUGGUGCAGCCGGGCCUUUUGGGCUCCCCGGUGGAUGCCACAGCAUCCAUGACCACCACCCCCAGCUCCGCGCGCGAAUUCGCCUUGCGCCUGACGUCCCCCGUCAGCGCGGUGCUCUCGGCGUUCGCCGGGCCGUUCGGCGGCGCCGUGCUGGCCGGGCCCUUCAGCCGCCGUUCAGCGCUUCCGGGCGACGGCCAAGUGGACCUGCAGUUCUCGCGGAAGACGCGUGAGGAAGCUGCAUGUGGAUAUUCCAGCAUCUGCACCCAGGGACUCCUACAGCUCUCGGGUCAAAGUCUUACUCAGAUGAGCACCUGGCGCUUGGAUGCAGAUUGGUCCUUACGAGAUCUGGACAUCAGCGGUGGGCCUGGAAGAUAUCCAUCCAUGCAGCUGCAAAUGGAGAAGCUGAGGUCACUGAAGACAAGCUUGAAGUACAGCGCCACCCAUUUGGCCGAGCUCUUCGACGCUGGACUCCUCAACGCUAAAGCCGCGCUGGAGCUCGCUGGGCCUCCGGGGGAUGUCUCAUUCCUCCGCGGGGAGCUGGUGGUGAAGGCCGGAAUGUUGCUGGGUAGCACCACUUUGGGGCCUUUAAAUGGGCAUGUCUCGAUGGGCUGCGGCUUGCUGCUACCUGCUGGGAGAAGCUGUCCCCAGGUCCAAGGAGUGAUGGGCGAACACGGAGAGCGAGUUGGAGACCGAUGGACAGAUGGCCUUUUACUUUGCUGUGAUUUGUGCCGAAAAGGAUCGCUUCCACCUGGGCGGCGCCUCCGGCCUCUCGGCCCUGAAGGGCUUCGCGGAGCACGGCGCCGAGCCGCGCAGCGGGCGCUGCGCCCAGAGGAGCGAAGAGCCGAAGGACCGCCCGUCCGAGCCCACCGACGCCCGCGGCGGCGAAGCCGUGGCCUCGCUCUUCGCCGCGGUGUCGACUCCUAUGACGUUUCUCUCCAUCGAAGGAACCCAACUCAUGGCCUUCGUCAACGGUGGCCUCCUGCGGCGCUCCUGGCGUUCACGAGGAGAAGCAGUUCGAGUCUCCGUGGGUUUGGGCGUGGCGUUUCCCCUGGGCCCUGGGAGUUUGGAGUUGACCUUCGCGCAGCCACUGCGCCAGAGUCCCAACGAUGUGCUGCAGAGAUGGCAGUUGGGCCUGAGGCUUCAUUUGGUUGAGUGAGGACAGCCAGCUGGGCUGACGGCCUUCGAUGGAAACCACGACCGGUCUGUACGACAAACGGUCAAGUGGAAGGACUCUGAUGCAAACCAAGACUUGGCAGAGCUCCCGGCCCCAACGUGGGCUUGGAACAGUAACUUGGAAGAACGGGCCGCCGCUGUUAUGUGGCACCAGCAGC
Messenger RNA from Durusdinium trenchii, 1469 nucleotides. The record is from the annotation of a GenBank genome assembly. Lineage: Eukaryota; Dinophyceae; Suessiales; Symbiodiniaceae.